UCNACCAGCCCUCAAGCAGAAUCUCGGCGUCGCACGUAAGAGUGACACAGUGUGAUGUCUGUGACACGGCGACGGACGCGUUGGAGACAUGGUCUCAGGCUUUUCCGUGCGUGGUCAUCUCUUCUUGCCAGCUAUUCCCCUGCUGCAAUUGACAAUCUCGAGAGAUUCACUGCCAGAUGAUCACCUGUCUCACGCUACUGCUUACGCUCUUCCAAGUUGUGUCGACUUCUGCUUCGCCGGCGCGGCUGUUUGGCCGGGAUGACUAUGGGCCAUGGUUGCCAACACGCAUAGCCGCAGAUCAUUGUCUCGAUGUCGCUCUCAGCUUCAGAGUAGACCUUACGAACAACGUCUUGAUUGCGGGCAAUUUGCCGCCCGACGUACAUUUGUCCUGGCACGAGACCAAUCGUGACGACCGCGGUGGAGCAACGUACAAGCUCACUCUCGUUCGUGCGCUGGCUGUCAUGGAUGUAAUUUUGCACCGCAAAUACGGCUCUGACCGAUUCUCUUUNUUCGAGGUGCCGAGUUGCAAUGUCGGCAUCAACUCCNUUGCGAUCGGCGAUAUGCAUGCCANAGUCAUAAGCGCCGGCAUCGCAAUUCCUGCUUACUAGUACAUACUACCAUGCAUGUGCA
Mixia osmundae IAM 14324 is the source of this 630-nucleotide messenger RNA. RefSeq lists its product as uncharacterized. Lineage: Eukaryota; Fungi; Basidiomycota; Mixiomycetes; Mixiales; Mixiaceae. The record is from RefSeq and is a predicted model, not a curated record. Bases 177 to 608 code for a protein of 143 amino acids. The transcript is spliced from 5 exons.